AUGACCCGAACCUCCGUUCUCGCUGACGCUCUCCAGUCCAUCACCAACGCCGAGAAGGCCGGCAAGCGACAGGUCCUGAUCCGACCUUCCUCCAAGGUCAUCAUCAAGUUCCUGACCGUCAUGCAGCAGCACGGCUACAUUGGCGAGUUCGAGUACGUGGACGACCACCGAUCCGGCAAGAUUGUGGUCCAGCUCAACGGCCGACUCAACAAGUGCGGAGUCAUUUCUCCCCGAUUCAACGUCAAGAUCGACGACGUUGAGAAGUGGAUCCAGAACCUGCUGCCCUCUCGACAGUUUGGUUACAUCAUUCUGACCACCUCUGCCGGAAUCAUGGACCACGAGGAGGCCCGACGACGACACGUUGCCGGCAAGAUCCUCGGAUUCUUCUACUAG
Molecule: messenger RNA, 393 nt
Organism: Yarrowia lipolytica CLIB122
Lineage: Eukaryota; Fungi; Ascomycota; Dipodascomycetes; Dipodascales
Product: 40S ribosomal protein uS8
Biological process (GO): translation
Cellular component (GO): cytosolic small ribosomal subunit; ribosome
Molecular function (GO): structural constituent of ribosome
Source: RefSeq, a predicted model, not a curated record